CCUCCUCGGAAUGCACCAGGCCAGAGCCGCCCUCAUUUGAGAGGUGGAAAUUCUCCGAAUGCCUGAAGAAUGGCUAAAACACGCCCUUGUCGGGCUUCUCCAUACUGAAGUUGGAGAUAAGCGUGGGAGGCGACGGAUAUCGGAGCCACCGAGCCUCAACCCGGGGAACGACCUUGGCUGUAGUACAGUCUCCCAUUACUGUUGACCCGCUGCACAUCAGAAUGCCGCACGCCACCGUCCCAGAAUACCAGCACAUCCAAGUCACCGAGCUUGCGCCCACCUUUGGCGCGGAGGUGUCUGGUAUUGAUUUCACCAAGCCUGUUCCACCAGAAGUCUUUCAAGAGAUAUCUGAUGCAAGCGCAAAGUAUGGCGUCCUAGUCUUCCGCAAGGCCGGCCUCGACGACGCCCGACAUGUCGAGUUCUCCCGCCUCUUCGGCGAACUAGACGACGUGAAACCCUACAUGACUCUCGGCCGGAUAAACCGCUUCCCCUUCCUCGAGCUGUUUGACGUUUCGAACCAAGAAGACGAUGGAUCACUAGUGCAGGUUGGCAGCAAGAGAGACAUAAUGGGCAGGGGUAAUGGCCUCUUCCACUGUGACUCGGCCUUCAACCCUCGCCGCGCAGGCUACUCUUUGCUUCGGGCCCACGAGCUCCCACCACCCGGCCACGGCGGCAACACCGACUUCGCAGACACCCGCACCGCAUUCGACGAUCUCCCCGAAGACCUCAAGACCCAGCUAUUGGACAACGACUACAUCGGCGCCAACAGCCUAUGGCACUCGCGGCGGAAAGCCGCACCAGACAGUGAAUUUGUCCAGGAUUUCGACCCAGAGGCAUACCCGUUCGGACGACACCGGAUUGUCCAAUUGCACGAACGCUCGGGUCGUACGAAUCUAUAUAUCGCCAAUCACUUGCACCACCUGGAGUAUAAGGACGGGAGUCGUGUGCCGGAACCUGAAUCGACGCAAUUGAUUGAACGGUUACUCGCGCACGCGACACAGGAUAAAUAUGUUAUUAGCGUGGAGUGGCGGGAGAAUGGAGAUGUGGUCUGCUGGGAUAAUACGGCUGUUAUGCACCGCGCUAGCGUUGGCAGUUUUGCAGGCAGAUAUAAGCGUGAUAUGAGACGGACUACGGUGCAUGAUUCGAGUAGUCAGGCUUGGGGGUUGAAUGAGCGGACGACGAAGAGGAUGGGGUUGCCUUGAGCACACAUGCGUUGACUGUGGUAUAGUAUACGUAGUGAAGGGGAUGUCUUGGGCAACCGAGGGAGACGACGAGGAGGAAUGGGGGAAACGACUUCCACAUCCCGAGUCUAUAUGAGACAUGAUAGCGGCGAUGUGAGUUUAGAUUUUGUAUUGAAAGCGAGUUAUCUUAUUCUUCCAGCAUGCUC
Exophiala viscosa is the source of this 1387-nucleotide messenger RNA. RefSeq names its product alpha-ketoglutarate-dependent 2,4-dichlorophenoxyacetate dioxygenase. Bases 222 to 1202 code for a protein of 326 amino acids. The record is from RefSeq and is a predicted model, not a curated record. NCBI's taxonomy places the organism in Eukaryota, Fungi, Ascomycota, Eurotiomycetes, Chaetothyriales, Herpotrichiellaceae. The transcript is spliced from 4 exons. Gene Ontology annotation, molecular function: oxidoreductase activity.